UUGUGUGCCCCUCAGCUCGCGUGUCAUCACUAAAGUAACCAAAAGCAAGAAGAAGCAAAAAGCUGACGUACUCGGGAAAAAGUUUAGAAAUAAUUAAGCAAUUGAUACACAUUAGACACAACGCAGUAGUUAAUAAUGUAAUAUAGUGCAAAUAUAAAUGCGUUAGUCUUUAAUUUUUCAUUAAGCCCAAAUACCACACGACUUGCAAAACACAAGAGUAUGUUGAAAAAUUGUUGCUGUGCAUAGAGGAAGCCAACAACAAAAGUCGAAGUCAGCCGAGUCGAUGAUAAGAUUCAUGAAUGCGUAGAUAAAUCAUAAGUACAAGUAUCCAACACGCUAACAGCUGGCAUAAAAAAAAAACAAAAGGAAUACGAUAAAUGCAAACGUCUGAAAACGCCUCUCUUCUACUGCCUUAAACAAUAGUCAACAGAAACACAGACAGCAACAGCUGUGUGUGUGCGCGCGUGUGUGUGUGUGGGUGUCUGUGUUGUCGCAUUUUGUGUGUUUGUCGGACGUAACAAAAUAUUGAGCCGUCGAGCAAAACACAUGAUGUGGUCGUUCUUCUCGCGCGACUCCUCCAAAGACUUUCCGUAUGACAUUGGCGAACCCGUUGCUGGCUUUGAUAACUAUUCCAUAUGGACGCUGCACAAGGCCAAACGCAAAGGCACCCUAGAGGAGGUCUCCGUCUUUGUUUAUGAUAUACGAAGUGGAUCCGAGACGAAAAGUGAACUGGCCAAGGCGGCACUAAAACGCCUUAAAACGUUGCGUCAUCCCAGUAUACUGCAAUAUCUAGACUCACUGGAAACGGAUAAGAUGCUAUAUGUGGCCACCGAGGCCGUGGAACCACUGGGCACAUAUUUCACCAAACUAGCCACAGACAAUGUACAAAAGGGCCUCUAUCUGGCUUGGGGCAUCUUUCAAAUUACGCGUGCUCUCUCCUUUCUCAAUAACGAUGGAAAUUUGCGGCACAACAAUGUCUCUGCAUGGUCGGUCUUCGUCAAUUCUUCCGGCGAAUGGAAGCUGGGCAGCCUGGAGUAUGUCUCUGCUGCUGAUGGUAAUCCCAUGCCGCCCGCGAAAAUACCCGUAACGCUAGAGGUCUAUGAUGCGCCGGAGAAGAAUGAUCCGACUAAACUCAAGGCUGCUACCAAGUGCUCUGUCGACAUGUGGGGUCUGGGAUGUCUCGUUUGGGAGGCCUUUAACGGCGUGCUAAAGCAGCGAUCCAAUCUCAAGGACAUCGAACACAUACCCAAAUCACUGCAAUCUCUAUACUGCGAGCUCGUUGGUGCAUCGCCUUCAAACCGGCCCAAUCCAGCUGAUAUUAUAACGCGCUGUCGCAAACCAGGCGGGUUCUUUAAAAACGAUUUGGUGGACACACUGCUCUUUCUUGAAGAAAUUCAAAUCAAAGACAAAGCGGAAAAGAAUCGUUUCUUUAGCGGGCUGACCACGCAUCUGGAAAACUUUCCAGAUAACGUUUGUAAACACAAAAUACUUCCACAACUGAUAACAGCUUACGAAUACGGCGAUGCUGGCUCAGCAGUACUGGCGCCCAUGUUCAAGCUUGGGAAGCUGCUGGACGAAGUAGAGUAUCAGAAACGUAUUGUGCCCUGUGUAGUGAAGCUCUUUGCCUCCACGGAUCGCGUGACCCGUUCUCGUCUGCUGCAGCAAUUGGAUCUGUUUAUUGCGCAUUUGCAACCGCCGGUGGUAAAUGAGCAAAUAUUUCCACAAGUAGCGCAUGGCUUUCUGGACACCAACGCCACCAUACGCGAGCAGACGGUCAAAUCCAUUAUUCACCUAGCGCCUAAGCUGAACUACAACAAUCUCAAUGUGGAGGUAUUGCGCCAUUUCGCUCGACUACAAGCACGCGACGAUCAGGGCGGCAUACGUACCAAUACAACAGUUUGCCUGGGCAAGAUUGCGCCACAUCUGCAUCCGCAGGUGCGCCAACGUGUUCUCGUCUCAGCCUUUAUACGUGCCAUGCGCGAUCCCUUUCCGCCAGCACGUGUUGCUGGUGUUUUGGCGCUGGCAGCCACUCAACAAUACUUUUUGCUUAGUGAGGUGGCCAAUCGUGUCUUACCAUCGCUGUGUUCUCUGAGUGUUGAUCCAGAGAAAACUGUACGCGAUCCGGCCUUUAAAACAAUACGCGGAUUUUUGGGCAAAUUGGAGAAGGUCUCCGAGGAUCCCAGUCUGCGUGAAACAAUGGAAGCGGAUGUUCACACCGCAACGCCUUCAAUUGGCAAUGCUGCAGCCACAUGGGCGGGCUGGGCAGUUACAGCCGUGACAGCCAAGUUCUAUCGCAGUCAAAGCGAUUCGUCCAGACCCAGACCGCCAUUAACAGGGCGGAAUCUAUCGAAGCCAGCGUCGUUGGAACAACCAUCGAGUAGCAGCCUGUCGACCACUACAAGUAGCGUUACAUCCAUGACAUCCUUGGAGCACGAAAGUAACGAUACCUCCGCCUCAGCCUCUGAUUAUGGCAACAACGAUUGGGAUAAUGAGAACUGGGGAGAAAUGGAUACUUCACAGGAUCCAAGCAGUCCGCUUGCAGCUAGCUCCAAUAAUGGUCAACUGAUAACGACCAAUCCACUGAGUGAAGUGCGCGAUGGCUGGGACAAUGAGGAAUGGGGUAGCUUGGAAGAGGAUCCAUGCGAGGAGGAGGARCAGGCGGAACAGGAGCAACAACAGCAGCAGCUGGCCAGACAAUCGAUAUCUUCAACGACAUCAUCUAGCCAGCAACAGCAGCGACCGCUGUUGCCACACCAACAUCAACAGCAACUGCAGCAGCAUGAGCUAAACGAUCUUAUCGAGCCGUUGGCCAAACUCAAUUCACACAACACCUUAUCGCCAUCGCGUCAGCAACUGCGACCAAAGGAACUGGCAAAUCUUUCGAGCAGCGCCAACACUUCACCAACAACGCCGGGCGCAUUGACCAAUUGCAAUAACAUCAGCCCGCCAACAUCACAUUUGAAUAACUCAACGCAUAAUGCCAAUUGGAACAGCGACUCCUGGGCCGACGGCGAAUUUGAACCUCUAGACGAACCCGGUUUAGGUAACAGUAAACUGGACGAAGCGCGCCGCAAACGAGAGGAGAAGAAGCUGCAGCGUCAGCGGGAACUGGAGGCGCGACGAGCGCAACGUGCAACUGGCCCAUUGAAACUGGGCGCAAAAAAGCUUUAAAAGGAUUUACAGAUGACAAAACAAAAAGAAAUAGCAAAAGUGCUUGAAAUUUUUAGCAUUGUAUAUUUAUUAGCUCUUAUUCCAAAAGAAAAACAAAAACAACCAACUAUAAGCCUAAAGUGUAUGCAUGAAUUGUAAAAACUCUGUGUGCGUGUGUCUGCCUCUCUUGAUGUGUGUGAUUGUGUCAGUAUGAGUAUGAGUGUGUAUGUGUGUGUGUGUGUGUGAGCGGCGAGUGUGCAUUGAAUGCCAACUCGAUGUCUAAGUCUCCAUUUCGAUUUUUUGCCCCUAGGCGCAAUAAAAAUUUUGCAUACUUAUUAAAAUUGUCACGAUAUUAUUUUAUGCAUUUACCUAAAUCCUCGUUAGUCUAAUAUCCAUAAAUGUAAAACAUACUAUACUAAA
Messenger RNA from Drosophila arizonae, 3570 nucleotides. RefSeq names its product N-terminal kinase-like protein yata (gene yata). Gene Ontology annotation, biological process: protein phosphorylation. NCBI's taxonomy places the organism in Eukaryota, Metazoa, Arthropoda, Insecta, Diptera, Drosophilidae. Gene Ontology annotation, molecular function: ATP binding; protein kinase activity. The record is from RefSeq and is a predicted model, not a curated record.